This is a messenger RNA of Gavialis gangeticus (Gharial), 5897 nucleotides long. It is a transcript of the gene APBB2, whose product is annotated as amyloid beta precursor protein binding family B member 2. The transcript is spliced from 17 exons. The record is from RefSeq and is a predicted model, not a curated record. Gene Ontology annotation, biological process: regulation of DNA-templated transcription. NCBI's taxonomy places the organism in Eukaryota, Metazoa, Chordata, Crocodylia, Gavialidae. The coding region runs from base 273 to 2597 and encodes 774 amino acids. Gene Ontology annotation, molecular function: transcription factor binding; amyloid-beta binding. Gene Ontology annotation, cellular component: nucleus; cytoplasm.
AUUUCUUUCUUUAGUCUGUGACCUUUGGGGGCGAGCACUACUGGUGUUGGUGGCAAGGACUGAAGAAGCUGGUGUUUCAUACAUUGGCACACUGAAGAGCUGGGGAAUUAAACAUUUCGAUCUUGUGCUUUGAAAACAGCUGACAACGUGUGGUAAUGUGCUGACUGGCAUUAUGGGCAGACGAUACCCAGGGGCUCACUAUCGUCCAAGCAGCUCAUGUAUAUUUCAAAUUAUAAUCUAUUUCCUGAUCCAUUGCUGAAGCCCUGUGAUCCAUGUCAGAAGUACUUCCAGUUGACUCCAGUGUGGACACUUUGGCAGUGUUUAUGGCAAGCAACAGCACAACGGACGUUGUGAAUCGCAAUAAUCCCGCCACUCCACCAAAUACCCUUAACCUCCGUUCCUCCCACAAUGAGCUGUUAAAUGCAGAAAUAAAAAACACAGAAACCAAGAACAGCACUCCUCCAAAAUGCAGGAAAAAAUAUGCAUUAACUAACAUUCAGACAGCCAUGGGCCUUUCAGAUCCAGCAGCACAGCCUCUUCUGGGGAACAACUCUGCCAACAUAAAGCUGGUAAAGAAUGGAGAGAACCAGCUUAGAAAAGCAGCAGAGCAAGGGCAACAGGAUCCCAACAAAAACCUCACAGCCACUGCAGGCAUAAACAUAACUUCUGAGAAGUUAGAAGGUAAAGAGCCAGUCCCCCAGGAUUCUUCUGGCUGUGAAAUAUUGGCCUCACAACCCAGGAGAACCAAGAGCUUCCUAAAUUACUAUGCAGAUCUGGAAACAUCAGCCAGGGAACUAGAACAGAAUUUUGUGGUGAUGGAAGAGAAAUCUGCACAAAGCAACAGCCAGGCUUCUACCAUUAUUGUCAAUGGGGAUGUCCUGCCUGGGCAGCAAACCAAGCUGUCAAGCCCAGAAGAUGGCCAAGUAGCUACUGUAUCAUCAAGUCCUGAGACUAAGAAGGACCAUCCUAAAACUGGAGCCAAAACAGAUUGUGCGCUACAUCGGAUUCAAAACCUGGCUCCAAGUGAUGAAGAUUCCAGCUGGACAACAUUGUCACAGGACAGUGCUUCUCCAAGCUCCCCUGAUGAAACAGCAGAUAUAUGGAGUGAUCACUCAUUUCAGACAGACCCUGACUUGCCACCGGGCUGGAAAAAAAUCAAUGACAUUGCAGGGAUCUAUUAUUGGCACAUACCAACGGGAACAACCCAGUGGGAACGUCCUGUCUCGAUACCAACAGAUCGUCAGGGUUCAAGGAAAGGAUCCCUUAGUUCCAUAACUCCAUCUCCAACCCCAGAAACUGAGAAACAGCCAUGGAGUGAUUUUGCUGUACUGAAUGGGGGAAAGAUUAAUAGUGACAUUUGGAAGGAUCUGCAUGCAGCCACUGUGAAUCCAGACCCCAGUCUAAAAGAAUUUGAAGGAGCAACAUUACGUUAUGCAUCUUUAAAGCUCAGAAAUGUUCCACAGUCUGAUGAAGAUGAUUCCUGCAGCAUCAACAGUGAUCCAGAAGCCAAGUGUUUUGCUGUGCGCUCUUUGGGCUGGGUAGAGAUGGCAGAAGAAGAUCUUGCUCCUGGAAAAAGUAGUGUUGCUGUUAACAAUUGCAUUAGACAACUCUCUUAUUGUAAAAAUGACAUCAGAGACACAGUCGGAAUUUGGGGAGAGGGAAAAGACAUGUAUCUCAUACUGGAAAACGACAUGUUAAAUUUGGUUGACCCAAUGGAUCGCACUGUUCUUCAUUCCCAGCCCAUUGUGAGCAUCAGAGUCUGGGGUGUGGGCCGUGAUAAUGGCCGAGAGAGAGACUUUGCUUAUGUAGCAAGAGACAAAGACACGAGAAUUUUGAAAUGUCACGUAUUUCGAUGUGACACACCAGCAAAAGCCAUUGCCACAAGUCUGCACGAAAUCUGUUCUAAGUUGCUACUAUACUAUAUGUUGGAAAAAAUGCUGUAUUAUCGCCGUCUUCUUCAGAUUAUGGCUGAACGGAAGAAUGCUAAAGCUGUGGCUUGCAGCUCAUUGCAAGACCGGACAAAUGCCACCCUAGAUGUUCCUCUGCAAGUAGAUUUCCCAACACCAAAGACAGAGCUGGUACAGAAGUUCCAUGUGCAGUACUUGGGCAUGUUACCUGUAGCUAAGCCUGUGGGAAUGGAUACACUGAACAAUGCUAUAGAAAGUCUUAUGACUUCCUUGAGCAGGGAAGACUGGAUGCCAGUUACCAUGAAUGUUGCUGAUGCCACCGUCACAGUCAUCAAUGAAACAAAUGAAGAAGAAAUCAUGGUGGAAUGUCGUGUACGAUUCCUGUCCUUUAUGGGAGUGGGCAAGGAUAUCCAUACAUUUGCCUUCAUUAUGGAUACAGGAAACCAGCAUUUUGAGUGCCAUGUUUUUUGGUGUGAGCCAAAUGCAGGCAAUGUAUCAGAAGCUGUUCAAGCUGCUUGCAUGUUACGGUAUCAGAAGUGCUUAGUAGCCAGACCUCCUUCGCAGAAAAUUCGACCACCACCUCCUCCUGCAGACUCGAUGACCAGAAGAGUUACAACUAAUGUAAAAAGAGGGGUGUUGUCGCUCAUUGACACUUUGAAACAGAAACGCCCUGUCACUGAAAUGCCGUAAGAGGAUUCUUGUAACACUUAACCCAAAAUAUAGUAGCUACACUAAGGAAAAUGAACUGAUGAUGCUCAGCCUUCCAUUUGAAAUUGCUGAUGCUUUGUCUUCAGAGAAUUUACCCGUAUCAAAACAAUGUUAGACAAGCAUGUUCUCUUGUUCUUGCCACCAUCGUGUGAUAUGAAAAGAAGCAUGAAUAAUUUUUUUCCUGUCAGUGAGUUACAUCAUGAGCAAUGGAAGGUCUAUUUCUGAUUGUAAAUAUUAUGAACAUUACCUAAAUUCACACACACAAAGAAUAUGGCCACAUCCCUCCUAGAGAACUAACGCUAAAAACCUUGGAGUGAAUGAUGCCUCAGUUAAUAGUCUCACCAUCUUGAGCUGGAUUUGUCACAAGCAAACCGUAAAUCCUACAGCACUUUUCCCUAUUUUCAACACUGGAGUAGGUAUUGAGUAGUUACCAUUGACUUAUAAAUACCAAGUUUUAUUUUCCAAAGCUGCACCUGUUAGUUUUAAAGUGUCUGUUGGAAUCAGUCUAGGAACUAUUUAACAACUUGCCCUGAAAUGCUUUUGAACCAUGCUAACCAUAUUUCAUCUACUGUUUAUAUAUUAUGACCUUGGAGAAGAAUUGUUUUAAUACCAAACUGAUGCUUAAGAUAUUGGAAAAGUUUUAAGCAAUACAAAUCAGGGUGCAUCAGCUUCACCUGUUCAUCCUCAGACAGACACAUGUACCUGGUAGCUGUUAAAUUUAUUCUCCAAAGUCCUGCAGCAUGCAACAAAAAUGUGAUUUGCCCCUAUCCCAAGUCAGCAGAGCCCAUCCAGAAUUAUGCAGACACGGAAACUAUACCAUUUUCCUUAGAUAAAACUAUGACCUUUUUCUCUGAACAAACUUUCAGGUGAAGGCCUUGUGACGUGACUUUUCCCGUUGGAAUUUGUUGUUGAGUUGAAACUUACAUGGGCACAAAGGAAGAACAAUCACAUUUUUGCUGCGUAGGCCUGUUUGUGUGCACCUCGUCCUGUGGAGUUUUGUUUUACUUUCAUUCAUUCCCUUUCUGUAGCAGCUUUCAACAACAGGUUGAAACAGCGAUACAGUUGUUCUGACAAUGGGGCUUCUUAGUAGUACAACCUAGUUUUGAUAUUUCUGCUUCAAAAAGGCCAAUUAUGUUGGUCCACACCACAGCAAGUUCCUUGGCAACAAACCAUAAGGUAUUUCCCCUCAGAUUUGUGCAUUUUAAAUACACUUAGCUGUGCUGACACUAAUUCUGAAGAGAGAUUGUUAAGGUUGACAGAUCCACAGUUUGACCAAUUUGGUCUUUCUUUACAUCUAUUCACAAAGGGUUUUGUGUUUUAAGUAAAUGCUUUCUUGUAUUUCUUCCCUUAAAAUUACUGUUGGUAGCUAUAUAUGGGCACCCCUCUGAUAAACGAAUUAGGCUGAAUAUGAGGUAACUGAAUACAUUUCAGCUUUGAGCUUGUAGAACUACUAUUAAAAACAACGGGAAAAAGCUGUUAAAUGAACUGAGCCUAUAUGAAAUGGGGCAACUGAGGGCCAGAAUGAGAUACCUAAGUGUAGCUUUGGGGGUAGCAUUGGAGGAGGUGGCCCUGAAAUACUCCUUAGGCCAGCGGUUGUUAUUUAUGUUCUUUUAGCAGUACCUAGCACAAAGGGACACCGACCUGGCUGAGACCUCUCACAGGAUACUACAGGACAAAGAUAUACAUUUAGCCAGCGGUUCCAGUUCAGCAAGGUGUUAAAAGUGCAUAUGUGAUACUAAACACACACAUAAAAUUCAGGUGUAUGCUUAAAUCCCUCACCAUAGUAGUUGUGUGCCUCAUCCUGUUCUGGAGAAUCAAGGUUUGAAGCAGCCUCCAUAUACAUUUGCUCCUUCUGUCUCUGGCUUCUGACACUGGUGAUACCAGUGAGUCACUAAGAGCAGGGCUCAAACUAACCCUUUUCCCACUUGCUUCCAAACAGCCAUUAAAUGAUAACAGUCCCCAGCCAUUACCAGUCUGGUUGAUUCUGUAAUCACUGGUCUGAAAACAGGAGGCUGUGUAUUCAUUAUCACUCUCCUGAACCAAUCACUUGCCAUUUUUUAAUUAUAGGAAAUACCCUGACAGUGAGCAUUUCAAGUUUCAAAUUGAAAGCAUGCCAGGGUUGAGAUUUACAACAGUCCCACAUCAGUGAGGUUUAAAUAAUAUAGCUAUUAGCAAUGUUCCCCAGAUAGCCAAACCAAGACCUAUUCUUCCUAUAGAGUUGCUUUAAAAAUCACAUUAGCCACUCCCUGUUGUGGUGCAGUUUUGUCCAGACUGUUCAGUAGCAAAACAAAUAAGAGUCAUGUAUGCAAUCCCAAGAAGCAGUGAGGAGAUGAAAGAGAAAUGUUUGGAGGUGUCAUUUGCAGAUACUUUGUCUUAAAAAUAGCCUGGUAUACUUUACCAAAAUACUGGCCAAGACCUUGAUUCUGCAAAACGCAGGUACCUUAAACAUGUGAGUAGUCUCUUUGGCUUCAACAGGAUCUUUAUGCUCUUCAAGGCUAAGUGUAUAACCUAAGUGUUUGGAACAAGGGUUAAUUUUUGCAAAGCCAAAUAUCUUAAAACAAUAGGUUAAGACACUUUCUGCCAUGGCCAAAAAGUAUGUAUGGUGCGUGUGAAAGAGCAAAUGCUAGUGUUUUACCCAAUGUUGUAGUGACACUUCAGUUAUCUAUGCAUUUUUAUAUCUAGUGAUCCUGUAAGCAGACAGCCCUGUUCACUAUGUCUCAUAUGUCUCAUGUCAUUUUUAAUUAACCUGUUAAAUAUAGCUUAAAAUAUUUUUAUUUUAUUUAUUCUAUUUUUACUGAAAUAUCCUGCUUUAUUAUGUUGACUUAUCUUUACUAGAAAUCGUCUCACAACUUUUCCCAUGCUACGUAAUCUCUGUGUGCUAUAGGUUGCCUAAAAAGGUGGGUUUUGUAAUUUGUAGUCAGUUUUAUUGAAGUAUGUAAAAGAAAUAGCAAAAAUGUGUAAAGCUGUCUUAUUUUUUAAAUGCAAAUAGUAAGCUGAGGCAGAUAUCACAUCUCAUUAAAAUGUUCCAUUGAGGAAGCAAGAUUUAUUGGCACUGCAGAAGUCUGUAGUUGGAAGCCUUUCCUUUGAAAGCUAUGGCAAGCCUUGGUGCUCUCUUUAGGUCUUAUUUAAACUACUUACUGUUUCAUUUAAAGAAAAAAAAGAUUAUGAGACACCUACCAGACAGUUGCACAGGAACAAAAUAAAUGUAUAAAAGGGCACUGAUCUCUCUUACAGUGAAGAUUUCUUGGGGAUAAAUGCUGUAUGCAGUUACUUCUACCACUU